GGGAUCCUAGCGAUUCGGGGUAGAACGAGAAAGCCGGUUUCGGAAAAAUCCACCCAAAUGGGCAGAUGGAUGCGCCACUCAGGUUUUUGUGUUUAUUUGGUUUUGCAAGCUGGGCUUCGAAAAAAUCGAUGGAGGAUCCUGCGUUGGAGCUGGACCCUGAGAACGUGACUUCGCACGUGGAGGGCCUUGCUGACCUGGUGCUGCAGCUGGACCACGACCCCACCGCAGACAAAGAGGCCGCCCAGGUGUCCAAAGACGCGGCCAAGGGCCGUCUGACCCAAGAUGCCGCGAAGAUCAUGGACCUGACGCGGGACCUGGCAGGCCCCGAUCGCAUCUCCACCGAUGGCAAGUUCUCCGAUCCGGUCGACUUCGGAAGCGGUUGGCUUUGCCAAUGCCAGGCACGCUCACCCCAGAGGCCGCAGCAGAGGCGGGCGCCGAGCUCACUGCAACUGACAUCGAAGAAAUCAUGAACCUCACGGACAAGAACGGGCAUUUGGUGCACCUGGAGGAGACGAAAGGAGCCUUUCAAGGCGAUAUGGUGCCAGAGGACCAGGCGCAGCUGCGUUCCUUCAUCCAGCUGGCGGAAUCUUCGUCCUAUCAGAUCGGCGCCGGGAAGGCGUACGGGAGGCCCUGGCCUGGAGGCAUGCUGAAGUACUGCUUCCAUUCCAAUGUCUCACAGUCCCUUAAGGACACGGUGCAUCUGGCAAUCAAGCAGUACCAAAAGGCCGUGCCUUGCAUCAGGUGGCAAAAUGUGGGCUACAAAAGCGGCGACCUUUGCCACCAGUCUCCUGCAGUUGUGAUCAAAUCCGAGCCAAAAGGCUGCAAUUCCUAUGUGGGCCUGGUAACAAGCACAUCCAAACCCUGCCAGAUUCUGAACUUGCAGGAGCCCGGGUGUCUGUCGGUGGGCACCGCCAUCCACGAGCUGGGGCACGCCCUGGGCAUGGGCCACGAGCAGGCGCGCCCGGACCGGGACCACUACGUCACCAUCCACUGGGACAACGUCCAACGCGGAAUGGAGCGCAAUUUUGAGACGAACAUGGAGAAUAGCACACACCCAUAUGACAUCUUGUCGGUGAUGCACUAUGGCCGCGACUUCUUCGCCGUCAAUGAGUCCCUUCCAACCAUGACAAUAAAAGCUGCGGCUUUCAGGCUGGGCGUUUUGGAAGAUUGCGGGUACUCGAUCAGGUUCCUUUGCUGUUUCAUGCUUCCAUUGGGUUCCCAUUCGUGAAAUGUCCUCGCCGCCGGGCCGCCAGCCGCCAGUGCCGCCGGGCACGAGCCCGAAGAAGUGGGGAAGCUGGACAUCGGCAAUCGGAUCGGGCUGUCUCAGAUGGAUGCGGAUCAGGUGGCCGAUUUCUACAAGUCGGUGGUGAGCACGUGCCGAGCCAGCGAGCUGCAGAACUUCACAUGCACAGAGAGGGAGUUGGAUGGCAAGCCGUGGGCGGAUCGAUACAAUCAAAACUGCUCCGUCUACCUCAGGAUGCAGACGAGUGGCCAAAUCAAAAGCUGCGGAGAGCCGUUUGGGUCUGGCGUUUUUUGCUGCGAGUGCGGGGGCGGGCUGCGCUUGCAAACGUGGUCACCAUGAGGCAAGCGCCAAGUGCCCACACGCGGCCUGGAAAAUAGAACAUGGACCCAUGCCUCAAUGUCAGUAGACUGAGUUGAGAG
Effrenium voratum is the source of this 1662-nucleotide messenger RNA. NCBI's taxonomy places the organism in Eukaryota, Dinophyceae, Suessiales, Symbiodiniaceae. The record is from the annotation of a GenBank genome assembly.